Messenger RNA from Aureobasidium vineae, 1323 nucleotides. The record is from the annotation of a GenBank genome assembly. Lineage: Eukaryota; Fungi; Ascomycota; Dothideomycetes; Dothideales; Saccotheciaceae.
AUGAAGUUCAAUCUCGCCAUUGCAGGAGCCGUGCUCCCAUCCCUCGCCAUGGGAUUCCCCCAGAUGAUGGGCGGUACCAAGGAGGAUAUGAUCAAGAUGCUCCAGGAGAGAGCCGCCGAGGAGAAGUUGGCCAAGAGAGAACCCCAGGUUCUUUCUAGCGUAGGCAACGCUCUCGGUACUGUUGUCAGUGGCCUGGGUGUUUUGAAUCCUGAUGACAAGCGUCCCGAAGAAGGCUACACAUUCCAAGCACCCGGUGCUGGUGACAGCCGUGGUCCUUGCCCUGGUCUCAAUCUGCUCGCUAACUACGGCUACCUGCCUCGCGACGGCUAUGUGAACUUUGGUCAGGUCUUGGAAGCCACUGCACGUGGUUUCAACAUGGGUACCGACCUUGCUACCGUCCUGGCCACCUUCGCUGUCUUGGCCGACGGUGACCUCGCCUCUGAGUCCUUCUACCUCGGCGCUGGCCCUGGCAACGUUGGCGGUCUGAACCGUCAUUCCACCGUCGAGGCUGACAUUUCUCCUCAUCGUGAGGAUUACUACACUGGCUGUGGUGACAACCACCACGUCUCAUCCCGUCUUGUCAAGCAGAGUGUUGCCCUUGCUGCAGCUGGCAGCAAGAAGUACGACAUGGCCCUCAUGGCUCAGCAGUACGCCAAGAUCGCCGACUUCAGCAAGCAGUACAACCCCUUCCUCUACGCCUUCCCCUUCCCUCAGAUCGUAUCCCUUGGUGCCUUCGCCUUCUACCCUCAGUUUUUCAGCAACGGCACCUACGGUCUUGGAGGUGUUCCCAACUACGAGUCCAUUUCCAGCAUCGUUGGUUGGCAGCUUGAUGAAACGACCGGCGAGUUCGAGUACGUUCCCGAGAAGUGGCCCGAGAACUGGUACCGCCGUAGCUUCCCUUACGGUGCAGUUGAGGCCCUCAGUGAUGCCUUCCUCCAGAUCUANCCCUCGAACAUUGUUGUCCCCGCUACUUCUCAGCUCCUCACACCCAACUUCAACGUCACCAACGUCCUCUGCGACGUCUUCCAGGGCCUUCGCUCCAUCACUCCUCUGAUCAUCGCCGGAACUGAGAAGGAUGCCGGUGAGGCUGUUGACUGGGCUCUCGGCAAGCUCUCUCCUGUGCUCGGUGUUGGCGCUCUUGGCUGCUCUUUGGACACCCUCUCGCCCGAUGAGACCGAUAUUCUCUACCCCAGCGCCAGCAAGACUGGUGGUCCCAUCAACUCUCCCUCUGCUCAGGCCUCCAAUGCUGGCAACAACGUGUACAACAAGGUGUACUUCACUGCCGCACCUACUAAGCCCCUCUGCAGCCACAGCUCUGGUUAA